Strongylocentrotus purpuratus (purple sea urchin) is the source of this 2609-nucleotide messenger RNA. RefSeq names its product protein-cysteine N-palmitoyltransferase HHAT (gene hhat). Gene Ontology annotation, molecular function: palmitoyltransferase activity. The transcript is spliced from 12 exons. Bases 104 to 1741 code for a protein of 545 amino acids. Lineage: Eukaryota; Metazoa; Echinodermata; Echinoidea; Camarodonta; Strongylocentrotidae. The record is from RefSeq and is a predicted model, not a curated record. Gene Ontology annotation, biological process: protein palmitoylation. Gene Ontology annotation, cellular component: endoplasmic reticulum.
GAAAACGAUAUCGAUAACCAUCACCAUUCAUGAUCGGAGCUCACCUGCAGACGACAAAAUAAUACAAUUUUGGAGCACCACGAAGCAUAAGACUAUACAUACUAUGCUUAGACAUAGGAACCAGGCUCCAUUGCAAGGUGAAGAUGAGGCACCAAAGACCACUCCUAGUCCUAUUAUAGCAAGAUAUGUCAGCAAGGAGUAUGCACCGUUGCCUCUUUUGGAGGUAUUCAUCUAUGCUGCAUUCAUCAUCACAGUGUUUUCCAGGGCUUUCUUUGCAGUUUAUGAAGCAUCUAAAGAAUACAAAGAUGUUCUCUAUUCUUUCAACUUUGAAGAAGGCUGGUACAUAUUUUGGCACAAAGAUAAGGAUAUUGGGGACUUUGAGUGGACUCAUUGGAGGAACAUCUUCUUCUCUCCUGGUGUAUUGGUUGUGAUGGUUCUCCAUGCUGCUUUAGGAAGGAUUGUCGGCUAUGUUUAUCCAAAGUAUAGGACAUCGUUCCUGCUCUGCUUUGCUGUGGUCAGCAUCUAUUUGUUUGUGGGUCUUCGACUCCUUCUGUACUUCCUGUGUCACUCUCUGCUCAUGUAUACUGUAACAUGCACUGCCAGCAUGUCGACUGUUUGGUGCAUUGUGUUGAUGCAGAUAGCUUCUAUCAACCUUGACUUCUUUCUUCGAUUCCAGCGUUACAUAUUUACAGAUGAGGAUGAUCUUAACAUGAUGGUCUUCACACUUGCCAUGUGUACUCUAAGACACAUCAGUUUUGCCUAUGAGUUUUGCCACUUCCAUUCCACACCAGUAGCCAGGAGACCUAAUGAGAAACAGUACUGGGGCAUCCUAGAUUUUCUACUCUACAUCUAUUACCUGCCACUCUUCUUUGGGGGACCUGUUCUCACCUAUGAUAAAUUUUCCAGACAGAUAAAUUUGAGUAUCCAUAUGUUGAAUUCAGUUGAGUGGAAGCACAUCUUGAAGGAGCUUUUCAGGUAUAUCUUCUGGGCCAUGUUCAUCGAGACAGUGCUGCAUUUCCUCUACUUCCCAGCAUUUCACCAAAGACCAUUCCUACUCAAUAGCAUGUCAUUGUGGGCUGUGGGGGGUUUGGCUCUUUGCCAGCUACUGUUCUUUCAAAUGAAGUACACGGUGAUGUAUGGACUACCAAGGGUCCAUGCCAUGUUCGAUCACAUCAAUGCUCCUCUUCCACCUGUCUGUAUCCUAGGCAUGUACUUAUUCCAAGACUUCUGGAGAUACUUUGAUAGGGGUCUACAUUCAUUACUUGUGAGAUGUAUUUACAUCCCGCUUGGAGGCUCUAAAAGGGGUUUUGUAUGGCAGAUAAUGGCCUCCAUAUGUUGCUUCUCCUUUGUGUGCUUCUGGCAUGGUGCUGAUAAACACCUUGUAUACUGGGCUAUCUUCAACUGUGUAGGACUCCAAAUGGAAGUUCUAGUUGGCAAAAUUGCACAUUGGACAUGUCUCAAUAAUUUACUGUUGAGGUACUUGUCUGGUGCAAUGUAUAGAAGAUUGAUAGCUCUACUCCUCACUCCUAACUACAUGUGCCUUGCUCUGUCCAACUUGAUCUUCCUCUGUGGGAAUGAUAUAUCAUACUCAUAUUACAAUAAUCUCAUAUGGAAUGGUUGGCCCAAUACUUGUCUUGCUACAUUCUUUACAUUCUAUUGCACCAUUCAACUCAUCAUGUCCAUCAACAGCAAGUAUGGCAAGGAUUUCAUGUGCAACAAGUUCUAUUACCGCACAUGGUAAGAAAACCCAACAUUCAAAUUUAAAGAGAAAUUCAAGUUCUGGGGAGAGAUAACAAAUAAUUUGUGAGCUUUUUCAUUCUUUUUAUGUUAGUGUGGAAGAACAUCGGAGAAGAAAAUGUUCACUGAAAAGCAUGGCUCUUCAAAUGCCCUCAUAUUCUAAAUAUGUCAUGUAACAGCGUAAAGUUGUGGACCACAUUUUUAUGCCAUAUGUUUACGUACCGUAGUCCGAUAUACAUCUUUCUGGGUAUAGUGCAUUCGACUUUUACUAAGACAGGGUAAAAUAUUUUAUCAUUUUGAUGAUUCCGACACCGCCAUAUACACUAAUGUGCUACGUGAUCACCCUUUUCCGAUCGAUUCCACAACGUUUCUUUCACAAUGCAACCAAAUGACCAGAAGUCAUCUUUAUCUUCAAAGCAAGUGUCUACUGUGAAUUAUUGCUCCAAGACUGCCAAGUUUUUAGAAUGUAAGAAAAUCCUCAAUAGGGGAGAGGAUUUUUUGCUGAAAAACCCAAAUGAUCAAUAGAUUAUUCACAUGUAUUUAAAACAAGUAUUUUUAUUUUUACAUGUCUUUCAUGAUGGGUUUACAAGGUGUGUUUUUUAUAUGAAAAUAUGUGUAUCUUUAAUUAUUUGAUGAGUAAUUGUAUUGGCCUGUACAUCAAGUCCUGAUAAGAUGUUUUAGUAUGACAAUUACUUGUUUCCAUUAUCAGUAUUUGCAGAGAAACUUUACCAAUGCUUUUAAUGCUCAGAAUUUUUACCUAAGGUAAUACAAAGGUUUUGGUAUGGGGGACAUGAAUUUGGUUCAAAUGAACAUGUUGGAAGCAUAUGCGAUCCUACAAUAUGUAGUGAUCUUUGUCGCGGUUGAAAUUGAGU